Messenger RNA from Trichomycterus rosablanca, 1356 nucleotides. Its product is annotated as N-acylethanolamine-hydrolyzing acid amidase-like. Lineage: Eukaryota; Metazoa; Chordata; Actinopteri; Siluriformes; Trichomycteridae. Gene Ontology annotation, biological process: fatty acid metabolic process. The record is from RefSeq and is a predicted model, not a curated record. Gene Ontology annotation, molecular function: fatty acid amide hydrolase activity. Gene Ontology annotation, cellular component: lysosome. The transcript is spliced from 11 exons. The coding region runs from base 21 to 1067 and encodes 348 amino acids.
GAAGAUCUUGGGUUUGAACGAUGGAGUUUUGGGGGAUUUGGUGUUUGCUACUUGGAGUGACAGUGUGCAGAGGGAAUGUUACUCCUCCAGUGGUGAAGAUCAAUCUGGAUGAAGCUGCUGAACAGAGGUGGAGUCCUCUAAAACAGCUGUUUGAUAGGGAUUUCUUACACAAAGCUGCAAACCAAGUAAUCGACUCCACUAUUCCAAUGUGGGUUCACCAGGCUAUCAGACCUUUGGUAAGAGCUCUGGAAAAGUAUGUCCCACAACCCUACGCUGCUGAGAUCAGAGGCAUGGCAUCACUCUAUGGCUCUGACAUCUCUGACGUUGUCUUGCUUAACUUCGCUUAUGAAGUUUCUGCGUUUUGUUGCAGCAUUGUGGCUCAGGACUCUACGGGAAAAAUUUACCAUGGCCGAAACCUAGACUACCCCCAUGAUGUGCUCAAAAACCUUACCAUUGAUGUCAUGUUCAUCAAAAAUGGAGAAGUGGCUUACAGGGGAACGUCUUUUGCUGGUUAUGUUGGAUUGUGGACUGGCCAAAGUGCAAAGAAAUUUACUGUGUCUGGGGACCAACGAGAUAAGGGUCACUGGUGGGAAAAUAUCAUUUCAGCCGUUUUUUUAAAGAGUUCCCCUGUAAGCUGGCUAGUGAGAGAGACUCUUGAGCAAGCCACAGACUUCCAGGAUGCAGUGGUGAGGCUUUCUACAAUACCCAUUAUCACUGAUGUGUACUAUAUUGUGGGAGGUGUUCAUCCAAGAGAGGGUGUGGUCAUCACCAGGGACAGGAUUGGUUCUGCCGAUAUUUGGCCACUGGAUCCUCAAUAUGGAGACUGGUACAGGGUUGAGACCAAUUAUGACCACUGGCUACCCACACCCAAAAAAGACAAAAAAAGAGAAGUGGCUAUGAAAGCAAUGAAUGCUACAGGUCAAAAUAAUAUCAACACACAUUCUCUUUAUAAGGUUUUAUCAGUGUAUCCAGUGUGCAACAGCAAUUCUGUCUACACAACAGUGAUGAGUGCUGCGGCCCCAGAUGAGUACAAAACAGUAGUCAGACAGACAUGCGAUGUGUCCUAAAGGACAGAGGCUGAUUCUUUCAACUGGACCCUUCACCUAGAUUUGUUCCUAAAUCUCAUUGAACCAUAGAAUGUAGUAUUUACUUUGAUUAACUGUGCUUAUUUUAAUCAAAAUUAGCUGUUUUAUGUUAAUACAGGUAUGAUAUGCACAUUUACAGAGGUCAAUCCGAUUAUCUAGCACUGACUUUUAAACAGUAAUUGUUAUCAAAUGCCUUUUUAAAUUUGCUUUUAACUUUAAUUAUAAUAUGACCAUAUUAUUGGAUAACUAUUAAUACAAAUGCCUAUUGAUG